This is a messenger RNA of Cygnus atratus (black swan), 6336 nucleotides long. RefSeq names its product steroid 5 alpha-reductase 1 (gene SRD5A1). The transcript is spliced from 5 exons. The record is from RefSeq and is a predicted model, not a curated record. The coding region runs from base 20 to 829 and encodes 269 amino acids. Gene Ontology annotation, molecular function: 3-oxo-5-alpha-steroid 4-dehydrogenase activity. NCBI's taxonomy places the organism in Eukaryota, Metazoa, Chordata, Aves, Anseriformes, Anatidae. Gene Ontology annotation, cellular component: membrane. Gene Ontology annotation, biological process: steroid biosynthetic process.
CUCCCCCCGGCCCCCCACCAUGGCAGCAGGCGGCGGCGAGGGCCCGUGCGCGUUCUGGCGGCGGGUGUCCGGCGCCGAGGAGCGGCGGCUGCUGGAGCUGCUGGCCUACGGGCUGGUGGCGCUGGGCGCCGGCGCCGCGCUGCUGCUGCGCUUCGUGCCCAUGCCCUACGGCCGGUACUCGUCGCCCCGCUUCGGCUGCCCGCUGCCCGCGCGGCCCGCCUGGGCGCUGCAGGAGCUGCCCGCGCUGCUCGUCCCGCUCGGCGUGGCCGCUUGCGGGGCUGCCGCCAGCCGCUGGCCCAACCGCGUCCUGCUCGGCUGCUUCGUGCUGCACUACGUGCACAGGGCACUCAUAUUUCCUUUCCUGAUCCGGCAAGGAAAGCCAACACCAUUUUUCACCUUCCUGCUAGCACUUCUGUUCUGCAUUUACAAUGGAUACUUGCAAGGCCGAAGCUUAAGCAACUAUGCAGAAUACCCUUCAGGCUGGUUAAAAGAUCCUUGUUUCAUUACAGGUUUUAUAGGGUGGCUGGUCGGCAUGGCAAUCAAUAUUCAUUCUGAUCAUAUUCUUAGAAAUCUGAGAAAACCAGGGGAAACCGGUUACAAGAUACCAAGAGGAGGAAUGUUUGAGUAUGUCAGUGGAGCCAACUUUUUUGGAGAGAUCCUGGAAUGGUUUGGGUUUGCCCUUGCCUGCUGCACCAUCGAAAGCCUUGCAUUUGCAUUGUGUACGCUUUUUAUCUUGGGCUCUAGGGCAAAGCAACACCACCAGUGGUACCUUGAGAAAUUUGAAGACUACCCAAAGGAUAGAAAAAUUCUGAUUCCAUUUGUGUAUUAACGGAUGCUGUGAAUACCAUCAGGUUCUGGUGGUAACGCUGUUUUUGAAAUGGUUACUUUUUGGAACAACUAACACUUCACAAGUGUUAGCCAGUUAACAUACUCUGUUCACUAGUGACAAAGCCUUGUGCUGCUAUUAGUUACUGCUUUUCUUAAUGAAACCCCCAAAUCUGAUGGACAUGAUGAACAGGAACGAAAGUGCUUUUGCAACAACACAGCACCGUUGUGAAUACGUAAGGCAAGAUGAUUGAAUUCACAUCGUGGAAACUACUGUACAGGAUUUCUGAUGUUUCAUUUUCAGCCUAUAGAGUGUUCGGGUAUUACCCGUCUGAUCUAGCCAUGUCCUGAGGAUUGUGUUAUGAGCCCAGUCACCCUUAGUGUAUAAUUUGGCUGGUGCAUUUUGCCUCUCACUUGCCUUCAUACGCAAAUGGGGUUGAUUUGUCUUGCCUUCCUAAUUUUCUUCCCCUUCCCCCCAUUUCCAGGAGAACUGAUGCAGACCAAAGACAUUGAAUGAAUAUAGUUGCUGUUAGGCGAGAAAUGUUCUUCCUCCUCUCUGCACUCUUGCACAGAUAUGAAUGAUAUAUAGGUAAAAUGUAAUACUGUUUACACCAAUAGCUGUAGUGAUAAUUCUCCCAAAUAACGGAUUUAGUCAUCUACCUCUAAAACUUCAUAACUAUCUCAAAUAAUACUCAACAUGUGUUUUUGCAUUCAGCACUAUUUUUAGAGGAUAUUUUUUAUUAAGGGUGCUCACUACAGUCUAGCACUGUUAAUAAUUCUUUGUAAUAUUCUCUAAAGGUUUUUACAGAAUUUUCUUACUAUGCAGUUUUAAAAAAGUCUUUCUUUUCCUGUUGGUAAUGGUCUAGUUGAUUUUUAUAUUCAAAGUUUGGAAUCUUUUAGUGCUUCCUUCUUGUUUCAUUAGUGUUAGUUCUCACACUGCUAUAUUUUUCUCCUGAAGGAAUCCAGAGGGAUUUCAAAAACAUGAUAGGAUGUCAAGUGUACAGGCUUCUGAGUUCUGGACACAUCUAUGUCCUUUGAAUAUUUGUGAUAUUAAAGAGUGUUUUUUAGAAUUGCAGAAAAGUCGGGUUUUCUACAGAAACCCUCAAGGAAAAAAAUGAACUGCUGCAAAUGUAUUUUAGAAAUCUAUGGAAAUCAAAAACAAAUUGAUAAUACAACUUUACUAGAUGUUGAGUGUUCCGGUAUGGUAUUGUGUUAAGCUUUGUCCAGUGUUCAAAAUUCUUUCUUUGCUAUGACCUACACGGCUUAUAGUAAUCCAUGUAAUAUGAGGGUGGAAUUUUACUUUUUUAAUUUUAAGUAUUUUCUUUUAAAAUGUACAUCCAAGAAAUGGGCAGUGAAAAAAGACUCUGCCACCCAAGAUUUUUCUUAACAGUGGUGUCUUCCUGCUUUCCUUCUUGUAACAGUUAUACAGUACUUAGUGCACUGAAGUCUUGGCUAUCAUUAAGGAUUUAUUCAGUGAUAUAGAGAAAUGUAACACAUUUUAUCAUUAUUGACUGAAAUAGUGAAAGGAUAGAGGGGAGAGAAGCUGUCACUCAUACCACGAUGAUAACUUAUCCUACAGCUAAGCCCUUGGACUGCCAGUUGCUCCUCACAGUGAUGACCAGUUACUGCCUCAGCCGUCAUCCGGGAAGUGCAGCUUAUGGAGAGUCUAGGAAUACCCACUCCUUUGAAGUUAGUGUCAGUUGGCACAUUGCUUGGUUCUCAAAUUGUUUAAUCUUUUAUUUGAUGUUUGUCUUUUACGUCUUUUCUUAGUGUUUUACAGAAAACUUGAGGCUUUCCUUUUUAUUUAUUUUUUGUUAUCAUGCUAUAAUGCAACACUUGAUGCUAGCUGUUUUGAUGAAAGUUGGUCAUGAAAUCUCUUAGGGAAAGGAUGACUUACCCUCAGUGGAGCUAGUGGAUAACAGAAGUUCAAUAGGAUCACUUAAAGCAUAGUCUGAAGAGAAUUUUAGGAACUGUUUUAAUUUCCAGAUAUUUCUAAGCCCUUUUGCAGCGUGGUAUCUAAGCCAUCCCGUUAUCAAUAUCUGUUUUAGAAGAGCAAAAAGUAUCAACAUCUCAUCUAGGGGUUUAAAGACUUGCAUGGUGAAUUAAUGUUUAUAUUUUGGGGUUAGUUUAAAAAAAAAAACAAAACACUAAUGGUACAACCAUUUAUUAUAUAUUAUAGUCUUUAUUAUUGUUUACAGAAAACUUUUAUUGAUGCUUCAAUUUUGCUCUGGUUCUAUGCUGCUAAGUGUUUAUCUUGACAAAAAUUUAACUGGUUUUGCUCACAAUAUUAAUUUACGGUUUACAUAUAGGGGAAUGAAGGUCUGAAACAUGGCGCUCUGAGGGUUUAUUGGUGGUUUUUUCAUUUACUUUUUACAGAAAAGGAAACACUAAGUUGUAUGGGAUGUGAAUGUCAAUGCAUUUGGAAAUUCUAGUUAACUGCAAUAUUAAAAAAAAUGCAGAAGAAGGUUUUGUUUUUUGUUUAUAUUUUAUAUUCUAAUCAUACUGCUGAAACCUGUCACAACUGAAGUAGAACUUUAUUUAAGGCAGUUCAUUCUUAUAUAUCAUACAGUAUAUCAAGGUGAACAGCAUUGGUGAAAACCAUAUAAUCAAUUUGCUCAAAUUGUAGAAAUGUCUCUUAUUUAAACAGUAUUCCCUUUCAUUUUUAAUACUUCACUUGUACUCUCCUCCCCUUUUAGGAGCAUUGACAGAAUUUAUCUGAGAAAAUAUCUAAUAUCGAGAAAUCUUUCUUCAAAGUACGUAGUGUUAAAAUGAAGUAUGUUCUACCCUUUCCAGAAGGAGAAAAUGUGUACACUCUCUAUUGGGUGGUAAUAGCUAUAGCAAUUUCUAACAGACACGUCUAUUCAGAUCACCUGCAUCUUUCACAAGGAUCCCCUACUAAUAAAACGUAGUUUGUGGUGUUUUGCUUGAAUACUUUCUCCUGUUAGCAGUCAUUGCUAUAACUUGUGGAGAUUGGCUAAGGGUUUUUGUACCAGUGCUUUCAUUAUCCCAAGUGAGGUCUUGAGGACUGUAAUAGUAAGGUUGUAUUAAAAUAUCCCAGGUACAUAUGUGACCUUGACUAGAUGCACUCAAAAAAAUAAAAUAGAAGUUACAAGGUAAGUUGUCUAGUGAUACAUUUGUAUGUAAAGCAAAGUAAGUAACUGAGAUGUUCUGUGCUUUCGUAUAGAUAGAUUAAAGAAUAACAGAAGCAGAGGCUACAUUUUCAGAUUCUUCCUCUGCUAGUUCAGAGUGAACUUUUCAUUUGGACCAACAAUAGCACUUCUGUGCGCAUGCAUGAGCAAGCAAUUACGGAAAUUUCUGUUGGAAGAUAAUGGUAGGGAUGAGCUUAUAACAAGGUUUGCACCUAAUGGUGGCUCAGCUUCCACUUGAUCUUGUUGAGCUUCUGAAAAAGUCUCGUAGAUCUCUUGUUUAAUUUAAUGUUGGCAUUGCAAGCAAAACCAAUACCUUGUUUUGUUGUGUAUUUUUGUUGAGUAGAAGCAAUAAGUUCGUUUGCAGAAUUGAAUGGAAAUAUUAUAAUGAAAGAAUAUAAAUCUGUAUAAUGACUGAUUCAGCAUGUGGUGAUCUAGUUCAUCAAUUGAGGUAAUGUGUUUGAUUACAUAGAGGCCUACAUGUAGGUCAUCUUCUACAGAUACUCAAAAGUCUCCUUGAAAUGCAGUCUCUGGAUGUAGAUAAACUAAGUAAGGUUUUUCUGCCAUAAUAGUUAAAUUUUACCUAAGUGUUCCUAAAAAGUAUUCCUGUAACAUUAUGGACAUCAUUUUUAGAUCACUGGCUUAAAAUGGCAAGGAAGAAGGUGUCAUGGAGCACAUGGCAGCAGCCCUUCUUAACAAAGGCUGCCUUGUUAAACUGAGCACAACUUUCUUGUUCUGUUAUGUUCUCAAUAAUACUUCCAAGAAGAUGCACUUAAAUCCCUCUUGAGGUGUUUCUGGGAAGGGAUACCAUUGACCUGCCAGGGUAGACGACCUCCAACACAGCUCUGAAGAGUUGCAUUUGUUCAGUUGCAGUGAUCAGCAGGGGUUGCAGUACCCCACUAGUUCACCCAAAUCUCAGAGGGAAAUAACCUGCUUGUAAGACUGAGCUUUCUCUCUUUAGCCAGGCAAUUCCACUGAGAUAGUUUUAUAUGUGGAUUAUUUUAACUCUUGUUUUCUAGGUUUACUUUCUUGAUAUUUUUAACGAUCUGUCCAUAUUCUAAUAAAAUUUGAAUUGAAUAGAACCUUGCUUUUCCUUUAAACUGAUCUGUUCUUACAGCUCCCGCUUAUUUCUUUUACUCACUGAGAUCAGGUCUCCUCAUUAGAUACCACAUAGCUAUUGUUAGUGGAAAUUUCCUCCUCCAAUUUCUUUCCUUUGUAUGUUUAUCCCUGUAGCUCUUUACUUUGAUUUAUUGUAGUCUUUAAAAUCCCUUUCAAAAGUAACUUUUUUUCUUUAUGCCCUUCAGUCUCUUCUGUUAUGCCAUAACUUACUCCAAUAUAUAAGCUUUUUAUAGAACAUUAUUCCUAUUGCUAUCACUUUUUCUCGUAGUUACUUACUCCUGCUGAGACAAGUUUAUGCAAAUUUUAUUUUUUAAAAUUGUGAAAUAAAGCAAUUGCAUUGCACUUGUAGGCAGAGGUCUUUUUUGUCAAUUGCUUUAAGCGGUUUUUUUAAACUGAAACUGUUACACAAUAUUUUGCAAGGUAGACAUUUCAAAUCUCAACUGAUUCAUAAUUGCUACUUUUAAAAGGGUUACUAGCAAAAGUCAACAAAAGUCAAGUAAUUAUACUUUGUUUCCUAAUUCUUUAUGAUAGAUGGAUCGCCAUCACAGUAGCUUUCAAUUUCAGUUCAGUGUAGACGACAUAAUGCAAGUCUUCUGCAAAUGUACUCCCAUCUGCUACUGGAGCUAAAUCACAGAUAUCACGAAGCAUGCACAUUAUUUAUAUUUCUGAAAGCUGAUGAUACUGCAUAGGUAAAUGUCAGUCCUCAUAUCGCAACAUCACUCCUGCUAAUGUUCUUGAAUGUUCCAGUUCCUUUUACAGAUAAAAUAAAAAUGUACAAGUAACACUGCAGAUAACCAACCCUGCUUUAUUUUUUAUCAAGUAAUGUCAUCUUCUAUUAUGUGAUGUGCUAAGCUAACUAGAAACAUGAGCUGCAUUAUUUAACUUUGAAAUCCAAACACUUGAAUUCUUAUUGUGGCACUGCACAGAUGUGGGUUUAGUGGAUACCUAUAACACUACAGCUGCCCUUUCCCAUUAAGCGCUGCCUAGAGCAGAAAGAGCAAGUCACACUAGCAACUACAAGGACAGUCCCCUCCUCUAGCUCAAAGUUAUAUUUCUCCCAGCAGUGGACCACAAACAGACAAGAAUGCACCUCAGAACAAGCCUCUAAAAGUCAUCAGCAAAGGUCUUUGCCAGUUGUUUGAUUCUUUAUUUCACAAUGUGUAUAGCAAUAAAGGAUACUAAACUUUGUUCUUAAUUUUGCAAUGAAUACGGUGUCAAGGAAGUUUAAUAAAGUGUGUUACACUUC